Molecule: messenger RNA, 1782 nt
Organism: Exserohilum turcica Et28A
Lineage: Eukaryota; Fungi; Ascomycota; Dothideomycetes; Pleosporales; Pleosporaceae
Exons: 3
Coding region: 1-1782 (593 amino acids)
Molecular function (GO): catalytic activity
Source: RefSeq, a predicted model, not a curated record
AUGUCCGAAAGCCAGCAACCGACCCUGCGCUUCUUCAAUUAUCCGACCCCUAAACCUCACGACGCGCCGUACCAAGCCCCGCCUCCCGGAAACAACCCCGUGGUCAAGGGCGCGCUGCUGAACCAUCUCUCGACCCUGUUUGCGAGUGUACCUGUAAUCCCAGGGUUGCUGUGGAGUAACGCCGGCUUCGGUUCCCUGCGACGAUGCGACCAGCUCAACGGCGUCGAAUCGCGUUUCGAUCCCACCGUAGUGCCGCUGGCCCAGCCCGGUGACGAGGCUCCAGCGAGUUAUACAGACCAGGCGAGCCUUCGCGCACCGCUUGACCACGCCUCGUCCAGCCGCUUCUACUCAAUCAAAGACUACCACUAUGCGUACUUGAGUGGCGCAAUAACACCGCUGGACGUAGUAGAGCAGUUGCUGCCGCUCAUCCGCAGAGAUGUCACGCCGCGCUCGCCGUAUGCAACAGCAUUUAUGGAGACCAAGGUCGAGCUUGUAAGGCAAGCAGCCGAGGCCUCGACGCAGCGAUACAAGGAGGGGAAACCGCUGGGUAUACUCGACGGCGUCCCAUUUGGCGUCAAGGACGAUCUGCGCGUCAAGGGCUACAAGCACUACAUUGGCACGACGCACGACUUUAGCCAUGGCGGCAGCACGGUUACAAGUUGGUGCGCAGAGGUGGUGGAAAAAGAGGGCGCCAUCAUGGUUGGGACACUCACGAUGCACGAACUAGGCAUGGAUACAACAAACAAUAACCCCAACUGGGGCACGCCGCUGAACCCAUACAACAAUUCCUACUAUCCAGGUGGCUCCUCAGGAGGCGCCGCGUCUGCCGUAGGCCACGGUCUCAUUCCAUUUGCCAUUGGCUCUGAUGGUGGUGGCUCAGUCCGAAUUCCCAGCAACUACUGCGGCCUGUACGGUCUCAAGACCUCACAUGCGCGCGUGUCCAUUGCGCCAAUGCCAAAUGCUGGUAAAUCUGUGACGGUCCGCGGGCCCCUCGCAAGCAACAUGUGCGAUCUCGAAAUCGCAUACCGCGUCCUCGCGCAGCCAGACCCUUCAAACUACCCUGCGUCGCUGUUUGCUCCACCCAAGAAACAUACGGGACCCCGUAGCAAGGUCCUCGGCGUACACAAGGCAUGGGUUGACCGAGCAGAUGCGCCCGUCCAAGAAGCGUUUCAAUCUGCACUACGUUACUUUGAAACCGAGCUGGGAUACCAAGUCGUCGACAUCAGUAUCCCACUACUAACAGAAGGCCAACUCGCACACGCCAUGACCAUCAUGGCGGAAGGCGUUGCAGGCUUCAAGCAGUCGAUUUACAGUCUUACGCCUCCUAACCGCGUUCUCAUGACUGUCGGGCGCCAGACACCCGCUACAGACUUUUUGCUUGCCCAGCGCCUUAGACAUCUUCUUAUGCAGCAUCUCGCAGAUUUGUUUACAAAGUACCCCGGUCUCGUUAUCGUUACGCCUACCACGCCAAAUGCGGGGUGGCCUAUUGACGAGGCGGAACUAUCGCAUGGUGUGACGAAUGCGAACAUGCAGAUUAGAAACAUGGAGUACGUGUGGCUUGCAAACUUUACCGGUAUCCCAUGUAUACAGUUCCCAAUGGGAUAUGUGGACGGUGUCAAGGGUAAAGGCAAAGUGCCGGUUGGCAUGAGUGGACAGGGUGAAUGGGGCAGCGAGGAUGCGCUGAUUGAGUUUGGACAUGAUGGCGAGAAGUGGCUGCACGAGGGCUAUGCAGGAGGGAAGGUCAUCCCUGAAGCGUGGGCGGAUGUUUUGAAGAUGAAGUAG